CUUUUGCGUUUCGGAAGACAGGCACAAUACUCUUCUGCAUAUAUUUUCAUGAGCUAAACAAAAAGAUCUCGCACCAACAGAAGUAUCCGAAAAAUUCCAGCUAGUUACCGCUUGUGACUUUUUGUAAAACCGGUUAUACAUUCGCCGCUGCAUGUUCGACGAAAUGCCUCGUCGAGUACGCCACUAAGAUUCGCUCCGCAUCUACGUCGAUUCCCCUCCGCUCCGCUUUCCCGUCCCGGAAUCCGGCGAGAUCGAAGCGGCCCCCCCGCCCCGCGCUAAUCCGGCGCCUCGCCGCCGCCCCCGCACCGGGGUUUGGAUCUCCGGGCUCGGGAGUCGGGAGGGAGGCCUUGAUGGUGCUUUGGAUCCGGAGGGCGAGGAGGAGGCAGCGAUGAGCAUGCUGGCGUCGGCGGGGCUCCACCGGCUGCGGAGGUCGCCAUGGGAGGUGCUGUGGUCGGGGCUGGCCUCCUGCGGCCUCACGCUCCUCUCGCAGCUCGCCGUGGCCAUGGUACCCCGCCUCUUCCCCUCCCUCUCCCUCAUCGCCAUGCUCCCCAUCGCAGGCGUGGUGUUCCUGGUCGUUAUUGUGGUGGGCAGGUUCUGGAGGAGGUUCAUCGGAGUGGCGGUGUCGGCGCCGCUGUUUGUGCUGUUCAACAUCCUCUUUUUGUGGGGUGUUUACGUGUUUGUCAUUCGGGGAGGCACUUCUUCCCUGUUAGAUAUGGUAAUUAAUGCUGAAUGUGCAAUGCUUUUGUUUGGACUUUACAGGAUAUUUUCUGGUGAUCCUGGCAUUGUUGCCUAUGAAUCUUCAUUUUUUGAAGAAGCUGGCUGCAAGGAUUUUGUGGAAGCCAUAUGCCCGAGUGAGAAACUCUCAUCACUUCCAAGGGUAAGGCACUGUAACUGCUGCAAAGCAAAUGUUAGAGGUUAUGAUCACCAUUGUCCUGCAUUUGGUAACUGCAUAGGGCAGAAAAAUCAUCGGCUGUUUAUGGCCCUUUUGACAGGAUUUGUGGUUGCUGAAUCAACAUAUACAAUUUGUUCAACUAAAUAUAUCACUAGAUGCAUAAAUUCUGGAGCUAUAAGAUCAGAGAAUCCUCUAUCUGUAAACAUGGUAAUCGGCGCAAUGCUCUUCUCUGUUCUCCAAUUGCUCUGGCAGGUUGUGUUCUUGAUAUGGCACAUAUAUUGCAUCUGCUUCAACAUCAAGACAGACGAGUGGAUAAACUGGAAGAAAUACCCUGAAUUCCAGAUGAAGGGACAGCCUCAAUCAGAUUCUGAAGUCAAGUUUGUGAAUCCAUAUGACAAAGGCAUUCUCUGUAACGUUAGAGAUUUUCUGCAGCCGAGAUAACACGAGAUAAUCUGAAGUAGACUACAAAGACCUGAUCUGAGAGACGUUUAAAACAUGGGAAAUCAUGCAUCAAGUGAUCUGGAAUUCCGAAAGAUUGUUUUUGCCUCUUACAGCCAAAUUGAUGGGAAUUUGUUGUGAGCAUCAUUUGGCCACUAGUUAGAUCAACACGCAAUUAACAUUCUUUGAAAGCCUUAUUCUUGAGCGGUAGCUGUAUUACGUUGAAUGUUGCAGCAGACGUGAUUUGGGUGUUCCGCCCAAGUACAUACAUCCUGUAAUUCUAGAAAAUGAUUCCAUUGUAUGGAUUUGAGGAUUACGAUCGUAUUCCUUCAUGCAAUAUUUUAAUAUCUUGAGGUGCUAUUUUGUUUCUUUGAAAGAUCUAACG
Molecule: messenger RNA, 1715 nt
Organism: Oryza brachyantha (malo sina)
Lineage: Eukaryota; Viridiplantae; Streptophyta; Magnoliopsida; Poales; Poaceae
Product: palmitoyltransferase Hip14-like
Exons: 11
Coding region: 389-1333 (314 amino acids)
Biological process (GO): protein targeting to membrane; peptidyl-L-cysteine S-palmitoylation
Cellular component (GO): Golgi apparatus; endoplasmic reticulum
Molecular function (GO): protein-cysteine S-palmitoyltransferase activity
Source: RefSeq, a predicted model, not a curated record